Molecule: messenger RNA, 2209 nt
Organism: Saccoglossus kowalevskii
Lineage: Eukaryota; Metazoa; Hemichordata; Enteropneusta; Harrimaniidae
Product: neuropilin and tolloid-like protein 2
Molecular function (GO): protein binding
Source: RefSeq, a predicted model, not a curated record
CUCAUCAGUUCCACAAUUUAUACAUUUUGUUUUGAAAUCAAGAAUUUACCCCAGAGGAUUUUUUUUUUUUGGUUAUAUACUGCAGUUUGUGUCGAAUUAACUUGUAAUUUAAAUAUUGACAGGAGAAGUCUGGUGUACAUCUGAGACUUGGUGGGUUAAGCAUGACAAGAGAAGCCUUGCUUGCCUGUGUCUUCCUCGCCAUCUGGACUUCGGUCAAGUCACAGGAAGGAGGACUACUCUAUCACUUUACUGGCACACAUGAGCACAAUGAUACGGGAACAUUUACAUCACCUAAUUUUCCAGACCGUUACCCGGGUGGGAUUUACAGGGUUGUAUAUCGUAUAGAGAACAGUGAUGGAGGCCAUAUUCAGCUUCUCUUCCACGAUUUUAUUCUCACUGAGUAUACACCCGACCACGUGCAAAUCCGUAAUGGACCAAACGACACAUCCGAGCUAUAUGGGACGUACCAUGGUGCAUCCCGACCCCCUGCAAUUGUGUCUAGUAGUUCGGAACUCUGGGUAGAAUUCCUCUCUGGCUCAAGAGAUUCAGAUUUCGCUGUAGGUUUCAAAGCAUCGUAUAAAUUUGUAGCCGAUGACGUAUGGGAAGAUAAACCUGAAGUAAUUGGCGAGUUCUACACUAGUCCCUCGCAUCUGUUAUUCAUCAAAGCAUUGGACAAUGAAGAUGCAAAUUUCGAUGUCAUAUGGAGCAUUAAAGCGCCAACCAGUCAUAAAGUGUGGGUUAGAUUUCAAAAUCUAACGCUGAGUUACAUCUCAACAACUCCAUCACUGGUUGCCAGGGAUGGAUUGACAUCUACCAGUCGACCUAUUGGAAACAUUGGGCUGGUGAACGGCGAAUACAGAAUAUUAUCAACUGGAAAUACCAUGUUUAUACGACUUGUAGCGACGUUGAAAUCCCGCGUGGACAUUGUCAAUGGCUUAUAUGUACAUUAUGUAAAAACGGAUCCUGACUAUCAGUGUCCACCGAACUACUUUCCUUGUCAAAAUGACGACAAGUGUAUUAAUAAUACGUUGGUAUGUGAUGGUGUAAAUCACUGUGGUGAUGGCAGUGAUGAAGCUAUGAUUGAACAAGGUGGUAGAUGCGGCAAGGAUGGUUUGGAAUGUCUAUGCUAUAAUGGUGGUUAUUGUGAUCAGACAUUAGGUAUCUGCAUUUGCCCAGAAAACUUUUACGGCAGUCAAUGUCAGUUCUAUUAUACAGAUGAUACUUAUGAAGAGAGUGAUAGUUAUUAUAUGGUGCUAUAUGUAUGUGGUGGAUUAAUUGGUCUGGUGCUAACAUGUAUGUGUAGUGUAGCCUUGUCUAAGAAACACCGAAGAGGAAGACAUAUGACAGCCAUUAGCGCAACAUCUACUGGACAAUCGGAUUAUCGUUCCUGGUUCCGCCAGUUUAGCACCGACACAGAACAUCUAGCAGACCCGGAGUUGUUCUACAUGGAUCCACCACCUCCUGCCUACUCCUUGUGCUUUACCGAGGGAUUCGUGGCACCUACAAAUACCGGGCGACCGGCUGCUAUUUCGCAACCAGACGUUCAAACCAGAGAAGAGGUGCCUGAAAAUGGUACUCCAGAAGAGCCACCGCCAGCUUACGAAGAGACGACAUCAGCGCCUAUGCUUCAAGAGACCAGAGAGGGCGCUAGCUCUGCGUCAAUUAAUAAUGAUCCAACUAUUAUUGAAAAUGCUAAUGAGAGUUCUGCCUAAACAACGGAGUUAACUCUCAAUACGUAUAAUGAUAGUAUUAGCAGUAACAUGACAUUAGCUACGGACAACUCCGUGAUAAAAUAUUAGGUUAUAAUAAAUGCGAUUACAAUUUUGUUUAGGCGUCGAUUAAUACAAAGUACACAUCUUAGUAUCCAAUCUUAAUUACAAUAGCCUGUAUUUCAGCAACACAGUUUUAUCAAGACCCCACGUUACAGAUCGACACUCUCCUGAAAUGUAAAUUGAUGAGUCUUUGUUUAACCUACAUUGGAAAUCAGUACUAUGAACAGUAUCUGUUCUGCAAACUUAAUCUUUAUUUUUAUAAUGCAUAAUAACUUACAUGAUGACAUGUCUAGUCCAUUGAAAUGUACCAUCUAGACACAAUACUACUGAACUAUUCGACUAUGCAUGCCUGUAUCAUGUUUGGUACUGUGUCAUGUUUGGUACUCAUAAACGAGUUUGCUAUUGUCGUGUAGUCUUUCUGUCUCGUCCUUCUCGGA